AUGGCGACGAACCGAUACAUUUGCGAAGUGUGCCACAAAGGAUUCCAACGAGAUCAGAAUCUGCAGCUGCACAGGAGAGGCCACAACCUGCCAUGGAAGCUCAAGCAGAGGCCUGCCACACAAGCCAAGAAGCAGGUCUAUGUCUGCCCGGAGCCCAACUGUGUGCACCACAACCCUGCCCGCCCCCUUGGCGACCUCACUGGCAUCAAGAAGCACUACUGCAGGAAGCACGGAGACAAGAAAUGGAAGUGCGACAAGUGCUCCAAGCGCUACGCUGUCCAGUCCGACUGGAAGGCACACGCCAAGAUCUGUGGUACCCGUGAGUACCGCUGCGACUGCGGCACCAACUUCUCACGGAAGGACAGUUUCGUGACUCACAGAGCGUUCUGCGACGCUUUGAACAAGGAGAAUUAUAUGGCAAAGCAUAAUGCUGGUGAAGCAAUGGUGCAAAACCAUGCUGAAGAAGUCUUGCAUGCUUCUGUAGAUUUAUCAUGUCAUGAACCAUUGUCAUUGAGCACGCAUGGGAUGAUGAUGGCCAGCAGUUUCAAUCCAUUUUACAGUCCAAGAACUCUGAAACCGGCUGCCAUUGGGGGACUGAGUAGUCCCCCUUUAGCAGCAGACUCUGUUUACACAUCAGCAACUGCAUUGCUGCAGAGGGCUGCACAAAUGGGCUCAAAAACCAGUGACAACACUUCUCUGUCUCCAAUUCUUCUCAGAGGAUUCACAGGCUACUUCACUCAAACCCGAAACAUUGCAGACAAGGGCUCUACUGAGGCUGGUUUCAAUGCGGCCGCGCCCCAAACAUCCACUGCUUCGAGUGGAAUGCUUAGAGGUGAUGUUGCAGAGAUGGGCUUAUAUGAUCUUUCGGUGUUUAUGGGUUCAUCAGGAGGCGGUCAUUCCAGCGGGCUAGUUCUCCAGGAGCAAGAGAAGAUGACUGUUGACUUCUUGGGAGUGGCACCUCCAACGUUUUCGGGUGCAACAGAAUAUGGGGAUGAAAGGCAGUGCUUAGAGGAUGUGCAUUCCCAAUGGUAG
Salvia splendens (bonfire salvia) is the source of this 1032-nucleotide messenger RNA. Its product is annotated as zinc finger protein GAI-ASSOCIATED FACTOR 1. Gene Ontology annotation, molecular function: DNA-binding transcription factor activity. Lineage: Eukaryota; Viridiplantae; Streptophyta; Magnoliopsida; Lamiales; Lamiaceae. The record is from RefSeq and is a predicted model, not a curated record. Gene Ontology annotation, cellular component: nucleus. The coding region runs from base 1 to 1032 and encodes 343 amino acids. The transcript is spliced from 2 exons.